GCAAUAUAUCAAAAUGUUAGGGAUAAAACAAUAUGGAGUAUUUUUUUUACAUUCCCAAAAUUACGAUAGCAACCAUAUUGCCUAUUUGCCUUAUUGGUGAAUGGAUACAGUACAGGCAUCCAUAUCAGAUAAACAGAGAAAAAAAAAUGAGCAAUGCAGCAGAUCGAGAUAGUGAAAAAGAGGAAAACAACAAUCAAAAUGGAAAGCCAAGAUUCUUCGAUAAGAAGGCUAAGAAUCUGUGCUGGGCUAAAGCUGAUACUGUCCCCGGCCGUCACCCUGACCGUUGGAGAAAGGAUGUUGCCGGUAACGUUGUCUGCAAACGUUUCUGCAACUGUUCUGGUUGUCUUUGCUUUGAGUAUGAUCACAUUGUUCCUUUCUCCAAAGGAGGCGAGUCCACAAUCGAUAAUUGUCAGAUUCUUCAAACUAGGGUGAACCGUUACAAAGCUGACAAAGAGAUUGAUCCCAACAUAUUAAGAGGCUAUUCUUGUGAUUUGAAAUUCACUGACAAAGAACUUGACAUAAUCGAGAUGGCAGUGUAUGGGGACGUGAUAAGACCAGGGAAGCAAUGUCGUUGCAGGUCUGUUGCUGAGAUGCUCGGAAAAUUCAAGGGCAAAGAUCAUAUGGCGCCUUGCAAAAUACCCGACUCUGAAAAUUCAUGAUCUUUUAUUUACCAAAAAUGGUUUGUUGCGUCAAUGUAAAACCACAACACCAUCAUCAUUCAUCACAUUCUUGUUGUUCGAAAUUGCUACUUCAUUUCUUUUGUUAUUGGCUA
Amaranthus tricolor (Joseph's coat) is the source of this 772-nucleotide messenger RNA. RefSeq lists its product as uncharacterized. Lineage: Eukaryota; Viridiplantae; Streptophyta; Magnoliopsida; Caryophyllales; Amaranthaceae. The record is from RefSeq and is a predicted model, not a curated record. Gene Ontology annotation, molecular function: endonuclease activity; zinc ion binding; nucleic acid binding. Bases 33 to 659 code for a protein of 208 amino acids. The transcript has 3 exons.